AUGUCCUCCCAUCCUAGCUUUAAUAUCCACUGGUCUCGUCACUCCGGGGGGCCGGGACCUAAUCUCGAUCACACCGAGUGGGGCGUGGCUGAUUACGCUGGAAUCAGGGGAGGAAAAUCGCGAAUCGUUUGGGUCUUUCUCAACCAUCGGGCAGUUGGCAACAACUGGAUGCGCAUCGGCAGGAAGCUUGCUAGCGAUGCGAUGAAGAUGAAGCGGGAGAAAGCAAUUCCCCGCCGGUAUUACGCUGGUACCUAUGGGGCGAUCGUCGAGUGUAAAGGCCGGGAGACUCAAUUCUACAUCGACACCCCGGCUGAGUCCGAGGCAGACGAUAAGUCUAAGUCUACUUUGACCCACUGGAUCCGUGAGUUUGACGAUUAUCCUCAACACGACGGCCCGGAGAAAGCGUAUCAGGACACCUUCAUUCGCAAGAUGUACUCGGAUAAGCCCGACAAUCUUUCGGAGUCCGAGUGGCUGGAAAAAGAGUUGGAACACAAACUCUGGGUGAGAGCCAUCGAGCUCUGGGACAAGCCCUUUCCCCCUGACCUGUUCAUGGCGUGUGGGCAAUACUGGGAGAUGAUCGGCCAGAAGAUCACCUCUGCUGCUUGGCAAAAGAAGCGCGAACGAGCCACCAUCAACGCAAAUCGGACUGACCGGCCGAGGUCAUCGGUGGAGGCUACUUAUCUGGGGCCUUACGGAGCGAUGGUCCGGUGUGAUAACCAGGUCGGCUUCUAUUUCGAGGCCCCGGGCGACUUGGCCCUAACUCCUUUCCCUUUGCAAGGCACUGAUGGCUCGGUCUUUCACGGGUAUCCCGGUUGUGGCCCUUACGAGCAUAAAACGGCCUUUCUCCGGAAGAUGUAUGCCCCCGAUGCCACCGAUAAUUGUGCGCGUUGUGCGGCCGUGUCGGACUUGGACCUUGAAUCACGGUUCAUGAUACAACUCGUCGCAUUUGAUGACCUGACCUGUGGCGAGGACUGGGAGGCAGUCGCCCAGGAGCUGACCCGUGCAGCGUGGAAAAAGAAGCGUGAGAAGCCAUUGGCGCCCCCUGAGCCGUACGGUGCGAAGGUAUUCUGGGGAAAUCAUAAAGUCGGGUUCUACUACGAAACCCCGUUGGAUGAUCAUUCCGAAGAAGAUGUCCCUGGCGGCUCAGGCGCUUUUACCCUAACUCCCUUCGUCCUUCCCAAUAGCCACGUCUACUAUGACCCGAGCGACCCUGAUGACUUGUUUCAUGAGAAACUGUUUCUCGGCAUAUUGAUGGCGGACCAGGCUGACGAUCAAAUUGUGGAUGAUGCGCAGGAGAGCUUGUGGUCCCAAUUGCUGAUGCUCGAGGAGUGGCUCCAAGAGGACUGCGAGAGCUCUCCCAACUCUGUCCUGGUGUUCGAGGCCUAG
Messenger RNA from Aspergillus aculeatus ATCC 16872, 1386 nucleotides. RefSeq lists its product as uncharacterized. The record is from RefSeq and is a predicted model, not a curated record. NCBI's taxonomy places the organism in Eukaryota, Fungi, Ascomycota, Eurotiomycetes, Eurotiales, Aspergillaceae. The transcript is spliced from 3 exons. Bases 1 to 1386 code for a protein of 461 amino acids.